GGUUCCUCUGGUGGUGGAGGUCUGGCACAGAGACUCCACCAGCAGAGACCAGCUGAUUGGACGAGCCUCGGUCCAGCUGUCUCACCUGCUGAGCUCCGAGAGGAUCCGAGUCCCAACGUCAACAGGGGAGCAGAGCUGGAGACAGACUCACCAGGACCGCGUCCCCGUCCUCAAAACGCACCGCUCCGCUGAGAAGGUGGCAGAGCUCAGCUACGUGGCAACGCUGGAGGACCUCGGGCUGGUUAAAGCCAGAGAGGUCAUCGUGUCCGAGUCUUCACAGACUGAACCUGCCGUCCCCACACAGCCGUCCUCCCACCCUGCAGCACCCAGACCUGCUGCUCCCAGCCUGAACCCGCUGGCCCCGCUGGCCCCCAGAGAAACCCUGGAGUACCGCACGGCGCUGGAGCUGGAGCUGUGGAAGGAGGAGCAGGAGGAGCUGUUUGAUAAUCAG
Molecule: messenger RNA, 451 nt
Organism: Plectropomus leopardus (leopard coralgrouper)
Lineage: Eukaryota; Metazoa; Chordata; Actinopteri; Perciformes; Serranidae
Source: RefSeq, a predicted model, not a curated record